AUGCUUCUGCCAAAGAAUGAGAGAAAAGAGAGGGGAAAAGAGGAAAAGGCAGAGGAGGAGACAGGAAAGAUAGUUUUUUCCUGUGCAAUGAGUGGAAUGACACUGUGGAGAGCUUAUUGCUUGCUUCUACUGGUAUCCCUGAUAGCUCUGCAGGGAAAUGCCCACCCACAGUGCCUGGACUACAAGCCUCCCUUCCAGCCCCCAGCGCCCCUGGUCUUCUGCAAGGAGUAUGCCAAAUUCGGUUGCUGUGACUUAGACAGGGAUAACCAAAUAUCCCGGCGCUUUUAUCAGAUAAUGGAUUACUUUGAUCAUUCUGGAUACAUGGCCUGUGGGAAGUAUAUCCGCAGCAUUCUUUGCCAGGAAUGCUCACCAUAUUCAGCUCACCUGUAUGAUGCCGAAGAUGCCAACACUCCAAUGCGGGAGCUUCCAGGUCUUUGUGGCAACUACUGUAGUGAUUAUUGGUUCCAUUGCCGUUAUACUCUCAGUCUUCUGACCAAUAUCAAUGAAAUGCAUGCUAUUGAGAAAGACCAAACUAAGUUCUGCAAAUAUCUAGAGCUGAAGGAUCCAGAGUAUUGUUACCCAAAUGUCCUCUCCAACGAUGAGCUCAACGCAAACCUGGGCGAUGUUCAGGCAGAUCCACAAGGCUGCAUACAUUUAUGCCUGGAAGAAGUCGCGAAUAGUCUUCGCAAUCCUGUCGCGAUGGUUCAUGCGAAUGAUGGCACUCACCGUUUCUUUGUCGCAGAGCAGCUGGGUUAUGUGUGGACCUACCUGCCGAAUGGCUCUAGAAUCGACAGGCCUUUCCUGAAUCUGACCAAGGCUGUUCUAACAUCACCUUGGGCAGGGGAUGAGCGAGGGUUCCUCUGCAUUGCCCUGCACCCUCGUUUCACAGAGGUAAAAAAGGCCUAUGUCUACUACUCUGUGUCUGUGAAGAAGCAGGAGAAGAUUCGGAUCAGUGAGUUCACCCUAUCUGAUGCAGAUAUGAACAUGCUAGAUCACUCCUCAGAAAGGACACUUUUAGAAGUUCACGAGCCUGCAUCAAACCACAAUGGAGGUCAGCUACUGUUUGGGUUAGAUGACUAUCUGUACAUAUUCAUAGGAGAUGGUGGCAAAGCAGGAGACCCUUUUGGAAAGUUUGGAAAUUCCCAAAACAAAUCCACUCUCCUUGGCAAGGUUUUGCGAAUUGACGUUGACAACAAUGACUAUGGUGCCCCCUACAGUAUCCCACCAGACAAUCCUUUUGUAGGAGAGAAGGACACAAAGCCAGAAAUCUAUGCCUAUGGUGUGAGGAACAUGUGGAGAUGUUCCAUCGACAGAGGCGACCCAAUCAGUGGCCAGGGACAGGGGAGAAUGUUCUGUGGGGAUGUUGGACAGAAUAAAUAUGAGGAAGUGGACCUCAUCGAAAAAGGAGGGAACUUUGGAUGGAGGGCAAAAGAGGGGUUCUCUUGUUACGACAACAAACUAUGCUCCAACUCUUCACUCAAUGAUAUUCCUCCAAUUUUUGCUUAUCCGCAUAAAAUUGGCAAGUCUGUAACUGGCGGCUAUAUCUACAGAGGCUGCCAGAUGCCCAAUCUUAAUGGUCUGUACAUAUUUGGGGAUUUUAUGAGUGGGCGACUGAUGUCACUAAGGGAGAACCCUGACACAGGAAAAUGGACCUAUAAGGAGAUUUGUAUGGGCAGUGACAAAACUUGCAGUUUCCCUAAACUUAUAAACAGCUACUAUAAAUAUAUAAUAUCUUUUGGUGAAGAUGAGGCAGGAGAGCUCUACUUCCUUGCAACAGGAGCAGCCAGCGCAACAGCCAGAGCUGGAGUGAUAUAUAAAAUAGUGGAUCCAUCAAGGAGGGCCCCUCCAGGCAAGUGCAGCUACAAGCCCACUCCAAUCAACAUAAAGGGCAAACUGAUUCAUUUUAACCCUAAGGAAGAGUUUGUGAUUAACAAAAAAACAGCACCCCCAACAACUGCCCUGCCCAAGUCAAAACCAACCAAAUCCAGUACAACCAUGACUCCCCGACCUCGAGUUCCACAAACAACUUGCAGAGUGCCUCCUGCGACCACAGUCCGAGCAUCUACACCACAGCGACGUACCCUUCACAGUACCCCGAGGCCCAGGCCUCCCUCUUUGACUACUCCAAGGCCUGAAUACUGGAUGCUUACACCCAAGCCCACUGCAAAGACCCAAAGAGGCAGGCCUGGUAAACGAGGCCGAGGCAAGCCCAGGGGGAAAGGAAACCGGAAAGGUAAGUCUCGUGCCGGAACGGUGAGGCUGGUCAGUGCUGAUGGCCGAAAAGACCGUGGCCGAGUGGAGAUCUUUGUGCGUGGCGAAUGGGGCACAGUGUGUGAUGACUUGUUUAAUAUGAAGGCUGCAGCUGUAGUCUGCAAGCAGCUCGGAUAUCCUUUGGCCAUCCGGGUGGCUAAGAGAUCAGAGCUUGGUGCAGGAGGCAUUGGGAUUAGCAUCUUACUGGACGAUGUGGAGUGUGAAGGGACAGAACGGACUCUGCUACACUGCAAACAUGCCAAAAUUGGGAAAAAUAACUGUUCUCAUGAAGAGGAUGUUGGGGUGUUUUGCGGCCAUUAUGAAAACACUAUGGUGUUAAAGAGAAUGAUUUGAUGUUAUUAUUGCUGGUUAUUAUUAUACAGCCCAUUCCAUCUUACAACUGUUGUUUAAAGGAAAGCAAAAUAAUUUAUUCUCAUUUAAAAGGUUAGUUCAUGCUAAAUAAAAUGGGAAAUUAUGUCAUCAUAAUUCACUCUAAUGUGGUUCCAAACCCAUAUGACUUAAUUUCUUUGGUGGA
Xyrauchen texanus (razorback sucker) is the source of this 2785-nucleotide messenger RNA. RefSeq names its product HHIP-like protein 1. NCBI's taxonomy places the organism in Eukaryota, Metazoa, Chordata, Actinopteri, Cypriniformes, Catostomidae. The transcript is spliced from 10 exons. The record is from RefSeq and is a predicted model, not a curated record. Gene Ontology annotation, cellular component: membrane. The coding region runs from base 1 to 2604 and encodes 867 amino acids.